AUGUCGGACUUGUGCCCUGUUUACGCGCCUUUCUUCGGCGUCCUCGGCUGCACCGCCGCUAUUGUAUUCACAUGCUUUGGAGCUUCAUAUGGUACUGCCAAGUCUGGUGUCGGCAUUUGUGCCACCACAGUCCUGCGCCCCGACCUGCUAAUCAAGAACACUGUUCCCGUCAUUAUGGCUGGUAUCAUUGCCAUCUACGGCCUAGUCGUCUCCGUUCUUGUGUCUGGCUCCCUCAAACAGAAACAGGCUCUCUACACUGGCUUCAUCCAGCUGGGUGCCGGCCUCUCAGUUGGCCUGGCUGGCUUGGCCGCGGGCUUUGCCAUUGGCAUUGUUGGUGAUGCCGGCGUGCGUGGAACUGCUCAGCAACCUCGUCUGUUUGUUGGAAUGAUUCUUAUUCUCAUUUUUGCCGAGGUCUUGGGUCUUUAUGGCCUUAUCGUCGCCCUUUUGCUCAACACCCGUGCCACUCUUGGCGUCGAGUGCUAA
Wickerhamiella sorbophila is the source of this 483-nucleotide messenger RNA. Its product is annotated as V-type proton ATPase proteolipid subunit. Gene Ontology annotation, biological process: proton transmembrane transport. Gene Ontology annotation, cellular component: proton-transporting V-type ATPase, V0 domain. The coding region runs from base 1 to 483 and encodes 160 amino acids. The record is from RefSeq and is a predicted model, not a curated record. Lineage: Eukaryota; Fungi; Ascomycota; Dipodascomycetes; Dipodascales; Trichomonascaceae. Gene Ontology annotation, molecular function: proton-transporting ATPase activity, rotational mechanism. The transcript has a single exon.